This is a messenger RNA of Neoarius graeffei (lesser salmon catfish), 4493 nucleotides long. RefSeq names its product protein tyrosine kinase 2aa (gene ptk2aa). Bases 191 to 3463 code for a protein of 1090 amino acids. Gene Ontology annotation, biological process: protein phosphorylation; signal complex assembly. Gene Ontology annotation, molecular function: protein tyrosine kinase activity; ATP binding. The transcript is spliced from 33 exons. NCBI's taxonomy places the organism in Eukaryota, Metazoa, Chordata, Actinopteri, Siluriformes, Ariidae. Gene Ontology annotation, cellular component: focal adhesion; cytoskeleton. The record is from RefSeq and is a predicted model, not a curated record.
UCUCACGUCCAACUGCGUCCGCAAGGCUUUUCUGCAUGGCGGGAUUUUACUGUUAUUGCAGUGUGCAGGCGUGUGGAAUAUAAAGGCUGUGUGCAGAAACGUGGAGUGUGUGUGUGUGGAGAAGCACGGAUUAGAGGGGUAGUCUAAUACAGAGAACUGGGUUUCUAAGCAGUAGGAUUUCUCAUCUUUCAUGGAAGGACUAUACCACGAUAUUUCAAGAGUUUCCUAUUACACAGAAUAUGACCGACACCUAGCAUACAGUAAAGGCAUGGCGACGGCGUACCUGGAGCCCAGCCUGAGCCACGGCGUGGGCGGAGGGGUCAAGUCUCGGCUCAGCGGGGGAACAGAGCGUUCUGCCCCUGCCCCUGACCGCAUCCUCAAGGUCAUCCACUAUUUUGAGAGCAAAAGCGAGCACAACGAGCACAGCACAUGGUGCAGCAACAUCCGCCAUGGAGAUGCCACUGAUGUCCGGGGGAUCAUCCAGAAGAUCGUGGACAUCCACAAGGUGAAAUGUGUGGCGUGUUUCGGCCUCCGCCUCAGUCACGUCCAAUCAGGCGAGGUCCACUGGCUCCACCCCGACAUGGGCGUGUCCCACGUGAGGGAGAAAUACGAGCAGAACCGAUCACAGGAUGAGUGGAGGUAUGAGCUGCGGAUCCGCUACCUGCCGAAGGGCUUCCUGAAUCAGUUUACUGAAGACAAGCCAACGCUGAAUUUCUUCUACCAGCAGGUGAAGAACGAUUACAUGUUGGAAAUAGCCGAUCACGUCGACCAGGACAUCGCGCUCAAGCUGGGGUGCCUUGAGAUCAGGAGAUUUUACAGACAAAUGAGAGGAAAUGCUUUGGACAAGAAAUCCAACUACGAGCUGUUAGAAAAAGAUGUCGGUCUCAGGCGGUUCUUCCCCAAGAGUCUGCUGGAUUCCGUCAAGGCUAAAACCUUGCGGAAACAGAUUCAGCAGACUUUUAAGCAGUUUGCCAAUUUGAAUGAUGAACAGAGCAUUCUCAAGUUCUUCGAGAUCCUCGCACCAGUCUACAGAUUCGACAAGGAGUGCUUUAAAUGUGCCCUGGGGUCGAGCUGGGUUAUCUCAGUGGAGCUGGCGAUCGGUCCUGAGGAAGGCAUCAGCUACCUGACAGACAAAGGCUUAACACCAACACACUUGGCUAACUUCACGCAGGUGCAGAGCAUCCAGUACUCCUGCAUGGAGGAGCGAGAGAGGAAAGGCAUGCUGCAGCUGGACGUAGCCGGGGCUGCUGAGCCUCUCACCGUCACCACGCCAUCCUUCACCACUGCAGAGAACAUGGCCGACCUGAUCGACGGUUACUGUCGCCUGGUCAACGGCGUCGCCCAGUCCUUCAUCGUCAGGCCGCAGAAAGAGGGAGAGAGAGCGCUUCCAUCUAUCCCAAAGCUUGGAAACAGUGAGAAGCGGUUAGAAGCUGUCCGAUCAGGAGUUCGUGCCAUCUCUGUAUCAGAAGAUGUUAGCGGGGAUGAAACAGACGACUAUGCUGAGAUCAUAGACGAGGAGGACACAUACACAAUGCCUUCUACCAGGGAUUAUGAGAUCCAGCGAGAGCGCAUCGAGCUGGGUCGCUGCAUUGGAGAAGGGCAGUUUGGAGACGUGCACCAGGGGAUCUAUGCCAGCCCAGAGAACCCUUCUCUGUCCGUGGCCAUUAAAACAUGCAAGAACUGCACCUCGGAUAGUGUGCGUGAGAAAUUCCUGCAGGAAGCCUUGACAAUGCGGCAGUUUGACCAUCCCCACAUUGUCAAGCUGAUUGGUGUCAUCACAGAGAACCCAGUCUGGAUCAUCAUGGAACUCUGCACGCUUGGCGAGUUGAGGUCAUUCUUGCAAGUAAGGAAAUACAACCUGGAUCUGGCAUCACUGAUUCUAUAUGCCCACCAGUUGAGCACAGCUUUGGCUUACCUGGAGAGCAAGAGAUUCGUGCACAGGGACAUUGCUGCCAGGAAUGUGUUGGUGUCUUCCGCAGACUGUGUGAAACUUGGAGACUUUGGACUCUCCAGGUACAUGGAGGAUAGCUCCUAUUACAAAGCCUCCAAAGGGAAACUUCCAAUCAAGUGGAUGGCACCAGAAUCCAUAAACUUCCGCCGCUUUACCUCAGCCAGUGACGUGUGGAUGUUCGGUGUGUGCAUGUGGGAGAUACUGAUGUACGGCAUCAAGCCCUUCCAAGGUGUAAAGAACAACGAUGUGAUUGGGCGAAUAGAGAACGGCGAACGCCUGGCCAUGCCCCCCAACUGCCCUCCCACAUUUUACAGCCUAAUGACCAAGUGUUGGGCGUACGACCCGGGCAAGAGGCCACGCUUCACUGAACUCAAGACCCAGCUCAGCACUAUUCUGGAGGAGGAGAAAGCUCAGCAGGAGGAGCGCAUGCGUAUGGAGAUGAGGCGACAAGUCACAGUGUCCUGGGACUCUGGUGGAUCAGAUGAUGCUCCUCCCAAACCCAGCCGGCCAGGUUAUCCCAGUCCCCGGUCCAGUGAAGGUUUCUUCCCGAGUCCUCAACAUGCAGGCCAGCAUAAUCAUUACCAGGGAUCUUCUUACUCUGGAUCUCACGGUAUGCCGUCAAUGCCCAGUGGAGGAUACCCAGCCCAGGCCUCUGUUCUGGAGCCACAUGAGACCUGGAACCAUCACAGACAAGACGUACCGGUGUGGUCUCCGAAUAUGGAAGACGGAGGUGCUCUGGACAUGCGGGCACUGGGUCAGGGGCUGCCACCUCACCUGAUGGAGGAGAGGUUGAUGAUGCAGCAGCAGCAGAUGGAGGAGGAUCAACGCUGGCUGGAGCAGGAGGAAAGCUUCCUGAAGCCGGAGUCCAGGAAUUCAAGGGGCAGCAUUGACCGGGAGGACGGUGCUCUCCAGGGGCUGACGGGAAACCAGCAUGUAUACCAACCUGUGGGUAAAGCAGAUCCUGGAGCUCCACCUAAGAAGCCUCCUCGUCCUGGAGCUCCGAGCCACCUGAGCAGCACAGCCAGCAUCAGCCCGGUGGACAGCUAUAACGAGGGCGUUAAGAUCCAGCCUCAGGAGAUUAGUCCACCACCUACAGCCAACCUCGACCGCUCCAAUGAUAAAGUGUAUGAGAAUGUGACUGGACUGGUGAAGGCAGUGAUCGAGAUGUCCAGUAAAAUCCAACCUGCGUCUCCUGAAGAAUACGUGCCCAUGGUGAAGGAAGUGGGACUGGCUCUGAGAACGCUGCUCGCGACUGUAGAUGAGACCAUCCCUAUUUUACCAGCUAGCACACACAGAGAGAUCGAGAUGGCUCAGAAGCUGUUGAACUCGGACCUGGCUGAGCUGAUCAAUAAGAUGAAGCUGGCGCAGCAGUACAUGCUCACCAGCCUGCAGCAGGACUACAAGAAACAGAUGCUCACAGCUGCACAUGCCCUCGCUGUCGACGCCAAGAACCUGCUGGAUGUAAUCGACCAGGCCAGGCUGAAGAUGAUCACUCAGUCACGGCCCCACUAGUCCUGUCCUCUGGCACGGAGAGUUCAGGAGAGCGGGAUACUAUAAUAGCACAGGAGAGAGACAAGAGGACACAAUGUCCACUGCUGGGACAAUACGGUGAUGUCGUGUCAUAUACUGAAUCGCAGCACAGCACCAGUGGCUCUUCACAUGGAACACACCUCUAUGCCUGACGUCUCACCAAAAGAAUAUGAAAUAAGCCUUUUCUAUAGAGACUUACACACACUAUGGACUUGGAGAUACAAUGCUAAUCAACUUUUUAUUGUUCUAUUUGUGCUGGCUGUUUUUGUUUUGCUUUUUUUUUUUUUUUGUAUUUUUGUUUUUAUCAAGUCCAGAGAUGAACUCGAGCAACGGAUACUUUUAUCUGAGAAAACACCACAACUGGAACCACACGGAAAUCAAAGCUAAUGCAGAGCCUGGAACAACCUGAUCUAAUCCAAAGGUGGACUGCAGACACACACACACACACACACACACUUCCUCUUCUGGACAGUUCUAUGGCUGAUCAUUGUCAUUAUUCUCUCUCUCACACACACGCACACACACCGAGGGCUCACACUGUUCUUUUUAUCCUCUGACUUCCACUCAGGGGGCACCUUGAGACACGACAUAACACAUCAUGCUGUUUAAAGUCAUCAUAUUCUGCACAACAAUGCAUAUAUUUUUUAAAGAAUUGUCUAUGGAAUAAAGAUUAAAAAAUAGCGUAUCUCUAAUACUGGGGUAUUAAUGGGUAGAAAAAUGUCAUCAGGGACUGUUAGAAACAAAUUCAAUUCAGUAAACACCUCUUAUUCAUAUCAGACAGUAAAGCACACUUUUAGUAGCUCGAAGGCCUUUUCUUACUCAUCGCUUCCUCAAAGCUGAUAAAUGUAGACAUAGUCCACAUUUACCACAAACAUUUACGUCUUUCCCCAGGCUGACAAACUCACUCAUGUUGCCCUUGUGUAUAGUACAAUCUAUAAAUGAAUCCACUUUGUCACUCUGAUAAAUUAUUCUCAGGAAAAAAAAAACUGACUGUACAGAACCUUUAACUAAU